Anopheles marshallii is the source of this 648-nucleotide messenger RNA. Its product is annotated as serine-arginine protein 55-like. The record is from RefSeq and is a predicted model, not a curated record. The coding region runs from base 1 to 648 and encodes 215 amino acids. NCBI's taxonomy places the organism in Eukaryota, Metazoa, Arthropoda, Insecta, Diptera, Culicidae. The transcript has 2 exons.
AUGAUUCCGUAUAUUUUGAGCAUUUUACACAACUCGGGAACGUCACAAGAUGUCUCGUCGAUUUGCUGGAAGUUGCGACAGUUCAAUUUUACUGAACAAGUAACAGGCGAGGAGCUCGAAACCUCUGCCAAGGAGGCACUCGAAAAAGUCGUGAGCAUGGGACUUGUCCGAAAAAAUGCUGAAACAGAUACGUACGCACUUGCAAACAAGUGGUAUGCACCUGAAGGACAUUCCUUCCAGAUGCAACUGCAUGAAGUUAUAAAUAGCAUGCCGGAUGCACUGGAUGAAUCAUCGGAUAGUUCUGCCGAAGGACUCGCUACCACUUCUCAUCUGCCGUCAGACUGUAUGGGACCGGGAAUGGGACAACGUCGAAGUCCCGCCCAAAUACGAGCUAUUGCCAUUUAUAGAAGGAUGCGUGAGCAACGCGAACGGGAAGAACGGGAAGCAGCAGCGCAGGCCAGAAAGCGGCGUAACUCUGGCUCUCGAUCGCGAUCCCGCACGCGUCGUUCUACUUCAACCCGAUCGCGAUCCCGCACACGUCGUUCUAGUUCAAACCGAGCGCGUUCGCGAACAAAACAACGCAGGUCGACGGCACGUUCACGAUCACGGUCGACUCCACGAGCUCGCAGCCGUUCUCGACGACGUUAA